CAGAAGCCCCCAUAGUUUUCGUUGUUGGAUACUUCUGAUCGAUGGAUUCUUCGAGCAGGAGCAAGAAAAGUGCUAUAGGAGUUUCCUAUCCAAGCUUCUACAAGGCUGUUGUCGAUGAGGCUCUUAAAAAAAGGUCUGACGGGAUGCUUGAAAUUGAAGAUUAUGUUGCAAGGAAGUAUGCAGAUUUCCUGGAACGCUCAAUAGUCCUUACUGAUCCGAAUGGAAAUACGUGGACAAUGGAACUCAAAUGGAGCAAAGGCAGUGUUUGGUUGAAAAAGGGAUGGUUAAAAUUUGCCAACUUUUAUUCCCUAGAACAAGGAUGCUUCAUAUUUUUUACCCACAAAGGUGACCAAUCAGGUUUUCAAGCACGUAUUUUCAAUAAGAAGAAUGUGGAGAUAGAGUAUCCAUUCAAAUCAAGGCAUUGUGAGAUUUCCAAGUCAAGUAGAGGUAAUCAUAUGAUUAAAGUAAACUUUCGAGUUUGUGUAUUGUAUCAGGGGCUAUGA
Molecule: messenger RNA, 503 nt
Organism: Argentina anserina (silverweed cinquefoil)
Lineage: Eukaryota; Viridiplantae; Streptophyta; Magnoliopsida; Rosales; Rosaceae
Product: B3 domain-containing transcription factor VRN1-like
Exons: 2
Coding region: 42-503 (153 amino acids)
Molecular function (GO): DNA binding
Source: RefSeq, a predicted model, not a curated record